UUACAUUCUGUGAAGUAUAGCACUACAGUAUACAUUGCACGUCCUCUUGGUCUCGGCAUCAUGGAGCAACUUCUGAAUAUGGUGCUAUUUCUGGCUUCUACAGUGUCAUCUCAGACUGGUUCGCGCAUCAUCGGAGGAUCUGAAUGUGUGGCGCAUUCUCAGCCCUGGCUAAUCUUCCUUUCUAAUUCUGAAAAAAACCGGUGUGGAGGAGCUUUGAUCAACGAGCAUUGGGUGAUUACAGCUGGGCAUUGUCAAGGAAGCAAUCUCACCAUCCUUAUCGGGAAGCACGACCUACAAAAGCAUGAGGAGGGAGAACAUGUUUCCAAUGUAACCAAGGCCAUCGUGCACCCCGAGUUUGAAAAAAUGACCCUGAAAAAUGACCUCAUGCUUCUGCGGAUGUACCAGCCUGCCCAGCUGGGGGACACAGUUAAGGUCAUCCCUGUGCCUAAAGAAUGUGCACCCGUUGGAACCAUGUGUGUGGUGUCUGGCUGGGGCACCACAAGUUUCCCUGAUGUAAAUUACACCAAUACCCUGCAAUGUGCGAAGAUCAGCGUCUUGAGGAAAGAACUCUGCCAAUCUGCAUAUGGAAACUACUUUACAGAAAAACAGAUCUGUGCAGGAGCACUGGAAGGGGGCAUAGAUUCAUGCCGGGGUGAUUCUGGAAGCCCCCUGGUUUGCAAUGGGCUCCUGCAUGGUUUAGUGUCAUGGGGACCUCAGACAUGUGGAGCCAAGAACAGUCCUGCCAUUUACACAGAGAUCUGCAAAUAUAGAGACUGGAUCGAAGAGACCAUAGCUACACGUUGACUCACAAGUACGCAUGACUUCAAGGCAGAUGUCCCAUAAUAAAUGAA
Pogona vitticeps (central bearded dragon) is the source of this 851-nucleotide messenger RNA. RefSeq names its product trypsin. NCBI's taxonomy places the organism in Eukaryota, Metazoa, Chordata, Lepidosauria, Squamata, Agamidae. Gene Ontology annotation, molecular function: serine-type endopeptidase activity. Gene Ontology annotation, biological process: proteolysis. The record is from RefSeq and is a predicted model, not a curated record. Gene Ontology annotation, cellular component: secretory granule.